CUAACAAUUCCCUUAAAAAUGGUGCGGCAAUCAUAAGAGAGAUGGGCGCAAGUGGGCUCUUGACAAGCACGUGGGACUUUCCUAUGGGAAAAUGCACGCUGUCAUAGCCAUGCCAUAUUUUCCCUUCCGAGUUACCACAAACCUUACUUUUUCCAGGAAAUUUUUAUUUUCUAGGAAAAGUUUUCAUUCACCCACCAGUGUUUGGCAGCAGCUUCUGUCCCUGUAAUUUGCAAUCUUGAGAGAUCAUUCCGUUACUGAUUUUCUCUACACAUAAUCUUGAUUUGUCUACUUGGUUUAGAGCAGUUUUAGUUCAGUGUUUUGUUUUGUUUUUUUUUAAUUUGAUUGACCUGUUGGGGAUUUGCUGUGUGUGUGUGUGAUUUGGUUGGGAUUGCAGAGUGACUUGGGUUUCUUUGUUUGCAUGUCCAGGUCACAUGGGGUAUAGAAUUUGACUGAUAGGACCUGGACUUUGCUGUUGUUCAAUUUGAUCCUCCUCUGAGUCUGAGUUUUGCCAUUUUAAACAACUUUCUGAUUAUAUAUACACACACACACACACAUAUAUAAAAACUCAUUUACUCUCACACCCACAAAACAAUAGCUCUUGGUUUCCUCUGUUCUUCGAUAUAUCAUCAUAUCUCAUCCAACAAAACCCUUCUUUUUCUUUUUCUUUUUCUUUUCUGUUAUUGAAGUUUUUUUUUUUUAAGGCUGAGCUCUCUUUGACUUAAUCUCUAAUUAAAUAGGGGGAAAUUAUAGUUUAAAAUCUGUUAAGGAGCUUCUGAUGAGCACAUAAGAAGAAAACAGAGGAAUAAGCCAUGAAGUUUAUGAAACUUGGAUCCCGGCCGGAUACUUUCUACACUACUGAGGCUGUAAGGUCAGUCUCCUCUGAAGUUUCAAGUGAUCUCAUAAUUCAAGUGAAAGGAAGCAGAUAUUUGCUUCACAAGUUUCCUCUGUUAUCCAAGUGUUUGAGGCUGCAGAGGCUCUGCUCUGAGUACCAAGAAUCUUCAAACCACCACAUAAUCCAGCUCCAUGACUUUCCCAGUAGCGUCGAGGCUUUCGAGCUCUGCGCAAAGUUCUGCUACGGCAUCACUAUCACUCUCAGCGCCUACAACAUUGUCGCUUCUCGCUGUGCCGCUGAGUACCUGCAGAUGACCGAGGACGUCGAGAAGGGAAACCUUAUAUACAAACUGGAGGUGUUCUUCAACUCCUGCAUCCUCCACGGUUGGAGGGACUCAAUUGCCACGCUUCAGAGCACAAAGGCAUUUCCUCUGUGGUCGGAGGAGCUUGGAAUCACAUCGAGGUGCAUUGAAGCAAUUGCCACAAAAGUCCUCACAAACCCUUCCAAAGUUAGCCUGUCGCACAGCUAUUCCAGGAGGGGCAGAGAUGACAUUGUGUCGUGCAAUGGCUCCGAGAGCCUCCGGCAUAAUGGUAGGCCUGCAGGCAGGGGAUGGUGGGCUGAGGACAUUGCAGAAUUGGGGAUUGAUUUGUAUUGGAGAACUAUGAUUGCUAUAAAAUCUGGUGGGAAAAUUCCCUCUAGUCUCAUUGGAGAUGCAUUGAAAAUUUAUGCGGCUCGAUGGUUGCCUAAAAUAUCAAAAAACGAAUGUGAUCAUCGACAAGCAGCGUCGGAUUCGGAUUCAGACUCUGCCAAUGAUUUAACCUCAAAGCAUAGGUUGAUCUUGGAGUCCAUCGUCAGUUUAGUUCCAGUCGAAAAAGGUGCUGCUUCCACUAGCUUUCUGCUUAAACUUUUAAAGGCAGCCAACAUUCUCAAUGCUUCUUCUUCUUCAAAAAUGGAGUUGGCUAGAAGGGUAGGGCUUCAAUUGGAUGAUGCAACAGUCAAUGACUUGCUAAUCCCCUCUGCGUCGUGCGAAAGCGACACGCGAUAUGAUGUGGACAUAGUCAUGACAAUUUUGGAGCACUUCUUGCAGCAGGGGCAGAGCCCCCCAACUAGUCCUCCGAGGUCCAAGCUUGGUUUCGAAAGGAGGAGGUCUCGCUCUGCGGAGAACAUUGAUUUUGAGUUUCAGGAGAGCCGGAGAUCUUCCUCGGCGUCACAUAGCUCGAAGCUGAAGGUGGCCAAGAUUAUAGAUGUAUAUCUUCAGGAGAUUGCCCGGGAUGUCAAUCUGUCCCUCUCAAAAUUCAUUGCAAUUGCUGAGGCAAUACCAGAGUUUGCAAGGCUUGACCAUGAUGAUCUCUACAGAGCAAUUGACAUUUACCUCAAGGCACAUCCGGACCUAAACAAAAGUGAAAGGAAGAGGCUUUGCAGAAUUCUAGACUGCAAAAAGCUCUCAAUGGAGGUCUGCAUGCAUGCUGCACAAAAUGAGCUGCUCCCACUAAGAGUGGUGGUCCAAGUUCUUUUCUUUGAGCAAGCUAAAGCCGCCAUGGCUGGCGGCAAAGUGACCGAGCUGCCUAGCAACAUUAGGGCACUGCUAGCCACACAUAACAUUGAUCCAUCGAGGCCUCCGCCCUCUAUAAGCAACGCUAGUAUUGUUCCGGCGGAGGAUCAAUGGAGCGUUUCAGGCCUGAAAUCGCCAAAGUCAAAGUCGUCAACUUUACGAAUGAAACUGGAUGAAGACGAUGAUUUGGACGACAAUGAUAUGCAUCCUGAUGGAAUUGGGAGAAAUUCUAAGUUCAAAUCUCUUUGCUCACUUCCUGCUAAACCCAAAAGAAUGUUCAGUAAGUUGUGGUCCAUAAACAGAACUAGCAGUGAAAAGAACUGAGUAAUUUUUGUUUAAUUUGUUUUCCCUAGCACACCAUUAGUGAUAUCUUCGGUGUAAGUAAGUUCUCUCCAAGCUGGAAUGCGGUAAUCCAAAUAUUCCGAAGAACAACAUAUAAUACUAUGCUUUUUCGCUCCCCUCAUUCCUUGUAAACUUACUAGGAACAAAAAUUAAGAAGGAUUCCAAUGCGCAUUAGUUAAUGGUCAUGUAAUCUUUUGUAAUAAGAAAGAAGAUCUUCAGGGCAUGAUCAAGUGGCUGCUGCAAAUCUCAAUUCGUUGUACUAGAUCAAACCAUUUGUGGGACCAAUUUUGUUGUCACUGUCCAUGAAUCUGCAACACCUGUCUGUCUCCUAGCUGCACCUCCAUUGGAUCCUCACCUUCUAAUCAGAUUUUAUUCCUGCGUUGUGAGAGGGGAGUUCAUGUACCUGACUAAAUGCACUGCUGUAGUUUUGGAAUUUCUGCAAAUUAAAUUCCACUGUAUAAUAGAAACUUAUAUUUUCUCUCAGAAAAA
This is a messenger RNA of Malus domestica (apple), 3215 nucleotides long. RefSeq names its product BTB/POZ domain-containing protein At1g67900-like. NCBI's taxonomy places the organism in Eukaryota, Viridiplantae, Streptophyta, Magnoliopsida, Rosales, Rosaceae. The record is from RefSeq and is a predicted model, not a curated record.